AUGACAGCAGUCCAUCGCAGUAUAUCCCUUGAAGAAUGGGAAGCCAAGACACAGCUAUCCGAGAGCGAGCUUCAAAGCGUGUACGAACUUCAAGAUGCUUGUGCUGAAUUGCCAUUGCCUUCCAACUGGUCAUCAUCGUCACCAGCCCUACCUCGUUCUUCAGGUGGACAUACACCAGACUCAUUACCAGGCAGCGGCACUACACAAUUGACGCCCUUGAAUGCGGGAGCACUCUCCAAUCGCUUAUUGACAUUGUCGACACGGCCACGAUCGAGCACCAACUUGCUUAUUGAAACAACUACAGCAGACUCAGAAGCACAAACGCGAUCAGCACAAGAAUUGGGUGCCGAGAAACCUGUUGAGACCUUACAACAGUUUUUCGAUUGGUUUGCUCAAAUGGAAUCAGAGAUGGAAAGGGAUCAAGAAGAUAUCUAUCGGAACUACCUUGGUGUCGUAUCUCAAUAUCGCCAAUCAUGUGACGAUUUCUUGAAGGAUUUGGAGGAUACGUCAAAGCUCUUUGAUGAUUUGGGCAACGAAUAUGGAUUUGUGGAAAUGCGUACGCGAUCUCUUCAAUCAGCAUGUGAGAAGCUCUUGAAUGAACAGGAACGUUUGACAAGAUUGGCAGAUGCGCUUGCUGAGAGGUUGACCUACUUUAAUCAACUGGAGCCGAUUGCAAAGCUAUUCAAUUCCCCCGGCGAAGAUGUUUGUCUUCAUCCAGAAUUUGUUCCCAUGCUUCAGAAACUAGACGAAUGUAUCCAAUACAUGCAGCAACACCUCAAAUACCGUGAUGCCGAGCUGUAUCUUAUGCGUUUUCAACAAUGUCUCACACGAGGAAUGACGGUGAUCAAAAUGUACCUGGUGUCAUCCAUCAAAUCACUUGGCUACGACGUUUACAAACAAAUCUCAUCCAAGACCACCGAUCAGCCCCUCGCUCUUAGCAAACAAACGACACUGCUGUACGUCAAGUUUCGAAUGUUAUCAUCCACCUUGAAACCUCUCAGCAUUGAGCUCAGUAAACGAUGUGAAGGCCAUAAAGAGUAUCAAGCAUUGUAUCAAGACAUUUUGAGUUCUUAUUUCCAAACUCGGCAAAAUCUCCUGGGUCCUGUGAUAUCACGCAAGAUACAAGAUCUCGGACCCUACAAUGGCGACUUGCUUGAAUUUGCAAGGAAUGGAUGUGCAUACAUGAUGAGCUUAUGUCUGGAUGAAUUCAACCUUUUCUUUAACAUGUUCCCUUCCGGUGAUGAUGAUCUAUACACCUAUCUUGAUCUUCUUACAAGUUAUCUUUACGACUAUUUGAGGAAACGGAUUAUUCACGAGAACGAUAUUUCGGUUUUAUCCGAGUUAUGCAACAUAUUCCAGAUGUACGUGGCCACGGAUCGGGAGCUUACAAAUGACGACAACGAUGAACAGCAACACAGCCUAGAAUUUGGACAUCUUAUCGCAAACGUGCUUGAGGACGCACAAGCCAAGUUGGUUUUCAGGGCACAGACCUAUAUCCACAAUGAGAUCCAAAAUUAUCAACCCAAGGCUGAAGACUUUGAACUCCAUAAAGCAGCAGACACUACGGAUAUUCCAAAGUCAUCUAUUGUACUUGAGGGUUCCAAAUCUAUAUCAACCACCACUGAGACAACCGAAGAAGCACCAGCUACACUUGCCAUCGAAGAAGAUACAACAGACACCCAAUCCACCAACCCUCCUCCAUCCAACAAUGAUAACAGCUCAGGAUCACCACUGGGACAAGGAACAGAUACGUCACGAGGCUGGUUCCCAACAUUGCAAAAGACUCUCUGGAUACUUUCAAAGCUGUAUCAGUGCGUGCAGACCGUGGUGUUUGAAGAUCUUGCUCAGGAAGCCGUAUCACUUUGCAAUGAAUCUCUAAAGCAGGCCUUUGAAACGAUUACCACUAAAAAGUCACGAUUGGAUGGACAACUCUUCAUGAUCAGGCACUUGUUGGUUCUCAAGGAACAACUUGCACCAUUUGAGGCCAACUUGGUUCAUUCCGGAAAAGAGCUUGAUUUCUCACAUGUCACAGAUACGCUAAAUUCCCUGCAACAAAAUCGGUCGCUCAUCUUUAAUCCCAAUACAUUGAUUGGCUUGGCACAACGAGGUAUGCCCCGUGUCGUUGAAAUCAGCUUGGAUUCAAGGCGGGAGAUCGACCGAGAGCUCAAGCGAAUCUGUGAAAAUUUCAUAUCCGACUGUGUACAUGGUGCUGUGGAGCCGUUAACCAACUUUACCAUCAAAGUAACGACAAUGGCACCUGGAAAGACGAUCGAGAAAGAUGAGAUUCUGGAUACUGUUGGGCAAUUCAAGGAAUCCGCUGGUGAAAGGAUACGAUUUGUUGUGAGGAAGCUGCGUGAAUAUGUCAAUGAUUACAAAAUCGAGCAAAUCUUAAUGAAGCCGAUACAGAUGAAUGCACUAGAAGAGUACAAGGGAUUUUAUCGAGCGGUGGAAUCACGGAUGGGAUCCGAAGAUAUACAUGAAACACCUAUUAUGUCUGUAGAAGCAGCAGCUGUAUGGUUGUCACAAGUGAAAGAUCAAAUCGAUGUUAAUGACGAUCAUGAAUAA
Lichtheimia ornata is the source of this 2565-nucleotide messenger RNA. RefSeq lists its product as uncharacterized. Gene Ontology annotation, biological process: intra-Golgi vesicle-mediated transport; intracellular protein transport; Golgi organization. The record is from RefSeq and is a predicted model, not a curated record. NCBI's taxonomy places the organism in Eukaryota, Fungi, Mucoromycota, Mucoromycetes, Mucorales, Lichtheimiaceae. The transcript is spliced from 17 exons. Gene Ontology annotation, cellular component: COG complex; cis-Golgi network; membrane. The coding region runs from base 1 to 2565 and encodes 854 amino acids.